AUGUCACAACCUCUCAAACUGAGCCUUCCAACGGCUCUCAUCCUUAUCGACAACCAAGUCGGCUUCUGCGCUCCAGAAACAAUUUCUCACUGGGGAACCACCCGCUCCAAUCCACGUUAUGAGGUCAAUCUCCAGGCUCUCCUAUCUGCAUUCCGAACCGCACGAUCUUCGUCAUCUACUCUGCUGGAAGUGAUUCAUAUCUUCCAUUCUUCCGUGACGCCUGGAAGUCCGCUACACCCGUCUACAGACGGAAUUCGUCCGCUGGACUUUGCUACCCCAGCCUCUGACGGCUCGGAGCCUAUUUUUUGGAAAUCGGUUAACUCUUCUUUCAUUGGAACCAAUCUUGAAGCGCAUCUGCGUGAGAAGGGAUUCCGGCAGCUUAUUAUCGCUGGGUUGACAACUGAUCACUGCGUCUCUACCACUGUUCGCAUGGCGGCUAAUCUGGGUGUUGUGGAUCGCUUACAUGGUGGGGAACCUGUAAAGAUCAAGUCUGAUGGUACCCAUGUCAAGGAUGUACCUGUGGAUAAGGGACGGAUUGUUCUUGUGUCUGAUGCAACUGCUACCUUUGGCAAGGGUGGAUUUGAUUCUGAUAUUAUUCACAAGGUUUCUGUGGCCAGUCUUGAUGGGGAGUUCUGUGACGUUAUUGGAACAGAAGAUAUCGUUGACGCUUUAAGGAGAUUUCAAUAA
Molecule: messenger RNA, 687 nt
Organism: Penicillium longicatenatum
Lineage: Eukaryota; Fungi; Ascomycota; Eurotiomycetes; Eurotiales; Aspergillaceae
Product: putative isochorismatase family hydrolase
Exons: 1
Coding region: 1-687 (228 amino acids)
Source: RefSeq, a predicted model, not a curated record